This is a messenger RNA of Aspergillus calidoustus, 894 nucleotides long. The record is from the annotation of a GenBank genome assembly. Lineage: Eukaryota; Fungi; Ascomycota; Eurotiomycetes; Eurotiales; Aspergillaceae.
AUGCGGGCGGCGACCGCAUGGGGGCUCAUCAAGGAAAUUGGCCCCGAGACCUACCAAGCAACGCCCGCUUGUUUCGUUCUUGCUGCUCCUCCGUGUGCAGCCGGUCUUCGCGUUGGAGAGAAGACGCACAAAAUCCUCGACGCCCUCCCCGCCUACCUCAAGGAGACCAACUACCAGAACCCCGGUAGCGCGCGCAACGGCUUGUUCCAGUACGCCUUUGGAACAGACCAGGAAGCCUUUGAUUUCUUUUCCGGAGACAAAGAACACACGCAGGACUUCAACACAUUCAUGACGGUCCAGCGCACCCAGGGCCAGCAAUGGACAGAGCAAUUCAAUAUCGCUAGUCGAGUCCUCGACGGAGUCACAAUCGACCCGGCUGUCCCCCUCGUCGUCGACAUCGCCGGUGGCGUUGGUCAGGAUCUGACCCUUGUCAAGAACGCCCUGCCACCUAGGGUCACAACGACAGGCCAGCUUGUUUUGGAGGAUCUGCCUCAGGUCAUCAACAAUGUCCCCGCGGACUUGCAUGAUCCAGACUUCAACUACCUCGAACACGACAUGUUUACGCCCCAGCCAGUCAAGGGCGCAAGGAUAUACAUGGUCAAACAUGUUCUGCACAACUGGCCGGACAACGAGGCGCUCACAAUCCUCCGUAACAUCGCGACAGCCAUGACUCCAGGCUACUCAAAGCUGUGGAUCCAAGAUAGCGUGGUCCCCGACACUGGGGCAGACAAGAAGGUGGUCGCGCUGGAUAUUGCGAUGUUGGGAUUUCAUGGGGCACUGGAGCGUAACCGAGAGCAGUGGACCACGCUUUUGGGUGCGGCGGGGUUCAAGAUUAUUGAUCUCCCUGUGCUACCUGACGGGUACGGGCUCAUCGAGGCUGAGCUGGUUGCUUAG